AUGUCAAGACACAAUAACCAUUUUCAUCAUCAUUACAUUGGCCCCCAACCAUGUCGAAAGUCGUCUACGGAUUUAUAUGAUUAUCAUUCCAGCUUCUCAGCUGGAGUUGCGUAUAGCCUAAAUGAUAAGAGAAAACGAGUAAUAGCCCCGCAAACAAGAGGGAGGUUCUCAGAGACUACACAAAGCAUAAAUAUUGACCCACGGCAGUUUGGGAAACUUCUCUUUAUUGAGGAACAGAGGCGGACAUUCAUGAAAGGAAAACCUGAUAUGACUUUGGAAGACUUUUCUGUUAACGUUGAAUGUAGUUGGAAAUAUCUAACACAGCAGCAGCGAGAUGAAUACUGGCGAAGGGCAGCGUAUAUCGCCCAAGCGGGCUGUCAAGCACAAAAGAUAUUGGAUAACUUAAGUAUGACAAACCUAUAUACGCCUAUACCAUCCAUACCGUCUAUACCAUCUAUACCCUCUAUGCCAUCUACACCAUCUACACCACUACCACCGGCAUUCCCACCAACACUUCUAUCUCCACCAAAAAUACCACGUACUUCCUAUGAACAUUUUGUUAUCGAUAUGAAAGAGGCGCUAAGUCGUCAUGUACCUUUUAUUGAUGAACGCACUAUAAGACAAAUAACCGAUGAAAGGUGGGAUAGAAUGACUGUGGAACGAAGAGCCCCGUGGAUUGAAAAGUCGUUUGCGGAUCAAAGGAAGUAUUUUGUGGAAAGGAAAUUGUAUGUAGAAGCCAUAGAAGAGCGGGAGAAAUAUUUUGCAGAAUUAGGCUAUCACUAUUAA
Molecule: messenger RNA, 786 nt
Organism: Paraglomus occultum
Lineage: Eukaryota; Fungi; Glomeromycota; Glomeromycetes; Paraglomerales; Paraglomeraceae
Source: the annotation of a GenBank genome assembly